CGGCAGGCUACUACACUACACGACAUACCCCCCCAGAAACGGUUUCUCCCAUCCUCUGAAGCGUCUUGAAGAUGUGAGUCUAUAUCCGAUCAAAUAGUGGAAGUUAAAUUGGCUGCUGGUAUCCAAUACUCACCGGCACGAUGUGAGGUCACUAUUCGAUCCAGUUCUGGCCUUCCGAACAACACUCUUCCAAGGAUUGCUAACCCUGCCGAGGUUAUCCCGAAGAAGAAAGUCGUCUAUAGUAAGGGAGAAAGGGCAGCACCGCUUUACCAGUCAAACGCCGGCCUGGACCCGGGCUUGUUGAGGAGGGCGACUUAUAGGAAAAAGCGGAAGGAGGCUAUAUCACAGGCGAAAAGGGGAGGGCGAUUGCUAUUUCGGGUUAAGUAAUGACGAAGGAUAGUUUUUUAUAAUAGAGGAAAGGCACAAAUUCUUAGAAUUAAACCUGAACGUGUAAACCGGAGGAGACUAGUUCUAACAUCCCCGUCUCGCGUUCGGUCUGAUUAGUCCGUGAUCCCAGAAAUCUCUCAGAGGAAUGUUGGAGAAGCCAAAGAAGAGCAGACUUCCCCCCCCCCUACUAAAUUGCAUUCCAAAGUUGGUCUAUAUGGAAGACAGCUUAUUCGUUGGAUUACCAAUACGGGGCGUUCUGUUAUUGGACAUUCUGGGUGGGCAGCUGUUUUCGCGUCAUAUGUGGUUAGGAACGAGGUAGCUGAGGUGCCUUUUAUUUAUUUCUUCUCAUACAAACUGCUAUUGGGCAUCGGGGCAUUGGGCUACUAUUUGUUUGUUGUUUCGUGCUAUGCAGUUCGUCACUGGGAGUUGAAUUCUGGGGAUUAGUUUUUAUCAUGGCUGCGAAGUGUGCGGGGAUGACGGUGGGCAAUUGAUUACUUUGCUUUCUCGGUAUUUCCACUGAGUCUGCUUUCUUUCUACCCCGUUCGGUUCCUAUGGCUUGUGGGGCUUUGUUUGGUUUUCCAGAGACGUUGGUCGUUAGAUGGUGUUUAUAUAUCUCCUAUUUCUAUCCACACCUACUAGACUAUCAUCACCUCCAUCCAACCUCCAAUUCACCAUUCUCUCACGCUCAGUUAUACCAGACCAACGGCGGUCUCGCUCUCGCUCCUCGAUUCUUUAAUCCCCCCUCUCUACAUCAUUAG
Molecule: messenger RNA, 1145 nt
Organism: Tuber melanosporum (Perigord truffle)
Lineage: Eukaryota; Fungi; Ascomycota; Pezizomycetes; Pezizales; Tuberaceae
Exons: 1
Coding region: 939-1145 (68 amino acids)
Source: RefSeq, a predicted model, not a curated record